This is a messenger RNA of Stylonychia lemnae, 1902 nucleotides long. NCBI's taxonomy places the organism in Eukaryota, Ciliophora, Spirotrichea, Sporadotrichida, Oxytrichidae. The record is from the annotation of a GenBank genome assembly.
AUGGCUGACGAAGAAUACAAAGUACUCAAAAAAUUUAAAUUGGAUCCAGACUCCACAGUGUUAAUAUCGAAAUUCAAGUGCAUGUAUAGUGGCACUAAUAUACCUGUUUUUGGAAGUUUAUUUAUACUAAAUGACUUCAUUUGCUUUAGUUCAUUCUUUAAUGAGAAAACUCUUUUUGGCAAGAAAACUAAAGUCAAAAUAGAAAUCAAGAAAAUUGUGCUGUGUGAGAUUCUAAAUAACUUUGGAACAGGAAUAUUAAUUACUCUAAAUGAAGGAACGCAACACUAGUUUAAUGGACUCGGAGAUGAUGCUUAAAAAGUUUAAUAUAUAGUGAAUGAUAUGAUGGAGGGUUUUCUUUAUAAACAAAAGCAGAAAUCUCAAUGUGAUGCUUAGUACAUCUAAUAGAUCGAACUGGAUAUGGAGAAAAGUGCUAUUGAAAACAGUUUGAGAUAAAGUCAAAACAAAUUUAAAUUAAACAGAAAUGUGCAUGGCUUUGAGGAAGUCAAAUAUGAGUAGCAAGAACAGAUUUAUGACCAAUUAAAUUUUGAAUAAAUCCAAAAUAACUAGAUUAACGUCAAUGACUUUGUGGACAUCUAGGAUGAGGAUGAAAAGUUUGAAGAAUAACCAAACUAAAUGAUUCCAUCUCAAGAUGAAUAAAUUGUGAUUGAUCCUUCAAUCUACUAAUAAUAGCAGUCCAAUGAUCUAAUAUAUAUAGAAGAAAAUGAAGAAAUUAGUAAGUUACUUACUAGAAAGUGGAAUAAUACUAUUUACAAUAAGACUUAUGUUGAUAUAACUGCAGCUGCUCUUGCUCACACAAUCUUCAUUCAUAAAAAUGAGGAUGACAAGGCAUUUGUAGAAGUGCUCUCAAGUCAUAUGGAGAAGAAGGAUCCAAAAAUUAAGAAGAUAGAAGCUAGGCUAGAUGCUUUUACAGAUAAUUCAGAUUCCCUUGAAGAUAUUUUGAUUCACACAAACUAUGCUUUGAGUGCCUUUUACUAAGGAUAGAUAGGCAUUUAACUAUCUAGAGGUUUCAAAGAAAGAAAUGUCCAUGUUAAAACAACACUUCAUAAAGCAAUUGCCUUGAUAAAAGUGUUUCCUUAUGUAGAAACCUAAAAAUUCUAUGUCAUCUCCCCUAGGAAAAUUCUAAUGUACUCUAAAUUACAGAUGUAGAAAGUUUUCUAUAGUGAUCAUUACUAUGUUGAUAUCUUCUGGGAUUUAGAUGAAAAUUUAGUAGAUGGAAAACCGGAAACUAAAGUAAGUAUAAGCUGCGACUUGGUGUUCACCAAAAAUAUACCCUUAAUCAAGAAAAAAAUUGAAGAAUACUACGAAAAAAAUUUAAUAAGUUCAUUCAAUGAAUACCUAAAACCCCAAAUUGAAAGUUGGAUUUAAACUGAACUCUUAGAUAAAAUAAAAGCAAGAUAGGAGAAGCAAUUUUAAAUAGAGAACCAUUUAAAGUCCCCUAAAAAACUCCAAUAGAAAUAAAUGGAAAAUCAAAAAAGGACUGGCAAUGUUAAAGACCAUGAACAAUAGUAAUAUGAGUAAUAGCUACUCCUAAACGAAUUUAACUAACUAAAGCCCGAGUUUAAUCCUUAUUUGAAUCAAAAUAAUUAAUAGAAAUUGCAGUCAUAAGUUGUAAAGUAGCAGUAAGAGUAACCAAAAGUAAAUAUGGUACAAAAAGGAGUAUUAGCUUAGAAUGCCGAAAAUAUCAUUAGUAACUUCAUUAAAGAAUUGUAACUCCAAACGAGAAAUCAGUGUGAUUAGGCUUAACUGAGCAAAAUCUUAGCAGACAAUUUGAAUGAAGCUAAAGGAAAGAUUCUUACAUAGCUUAUUGUAGAUGGUAUUGAUGUAGAUUUGAAUAAUAAGUUGCUUAAUCCAGAUGAUACCAGUCAGUGCAAUAUAUAAUGA